UAAAGAUCAAUGGCAAGUUGAGCUUUUCACAAAAGAUUUGGUCCUGCUUCAGCAAAAUGUGUGAUCCAAAACCCAAGUCAAAGCUGUUGUGGAGACUCAUGUCACUUCUGUGUGUUUUGAUCAGUGUAACACACAAAAGCAGUGCCUGCCCUAAAUCAUGCGCCUGUUACACUCCAACAGAGGUGCACUGUACAUUCAGAUACCUGAGUGAAAUACCCAGAGACAUUCAGCUGAAUGUUGAAAGAAUUAACCUGGGGUACAACAGUUUAACAGCUCUUACAGUAAAUGACCUCUCAGGACUAAAACAUCUUGAGUUAUUAAUGCUGCAUAGUAAUGUCAUCAAGACUAUUGAAGAUAACUCAUUCCUUCAGCUCACGUCUCUGCAGGUUCUGAAAAUGAGUUAUAACCGAGUCGAGAAGCUUGACAAGGAUACAUUUCGAGGCCUGCACAAUCUUGUACGUCUCCAUAUGGACCACAAUCACAUUACUUUCAUCCAUCCACAGAGUUUUUAUGGAUUAAAAAUGCUACAGUUGGUUAAUCUUGAAGGAAAUAUGCUCCAACAGCUUCAUCCAGACACUUUUAUAUCAUUGCGCUACAGCCAGAUUUUUAAAAUAUCAUCUCUCAAGACCAUUUACCUGUCAGACAAUGCUUUAACCUCACUGCCCGCAACCGUGUUUGCUGCCUGUUACAAGAUAGAGAAUCUCUUCCUUAGUGGAAACCCCUGGUCAUGUGAUUGUCAGAUGGCUUGGAUUGGAGAGUGGACAGAGAAAAACCCUGAUGUUCUGAAAUGCAAAAGAGACCGGAAGAUUGUUAAAGAGAAACUGUGUCCUGUCUGCGAGUACCCAGUUUCUUCUAAAGGCAACAGUAUUGUGCGUUUGCCCAAUGACGGCUAUACAUGCAUUAGACCAUGGAUUCAUCCUCAGCUGAAACAGAGAAAUGUCACCUUGGAUGAAGGUGAUUAUAUUCCAGUCUCUCCUACAGAUUUUGUUGCCCCCAUUGGUAUGUUGGAAAUGAACAUUACUGAUCAGUUCAAUAAUGUGGCCAGUAUAGCAUGUGUUGUACAAAGACCUGUGGGGAUGGACAACUUGACUGUAACUUAUGGAGUAAAUGGUAGAGAUGUAAGUGCCCUGAAUGCAACCUUUUUAACGUCACUGGUCUGCAACAUUGAUAAUGAUCAUUUAAGCCAGAUUUGGAACAUAUUAGCUCUCUAUAGUGAAUUACCUAUGAGACUCGAACGAGGAUUAAAACUUUCAGACACAGUUUACACAUACAAGCAAAUGGCACCCACUGCACCAGAAGAGGUUUUUACAGAAAUUAAGGCAACAAUCAAAGCUAAUCCUACGUGGAUAAUGCAAAGCAUGAUUAACCUACAGCUGGACCGCAGCACAACAACUAUCCCAACUCUUACUAUCAAGUAUUUCUGCAAUGUACAAAUAGAUGUUUACGAUAAGGAUAGUAGAGCUCAAUAUAGCUGGACAAUGAUCAGAAGAGACAAUCAGACCAAGACAGAACACACAGUAGUUGCUGGAAGACCGGUUGAAUUGAACUGCCAAAUCUUAGGGGAUCUAAAACCUACCAUAGAGUGGAUUUUACCAGAUGGUAAUAAGAUACGUGGACCAUACAGUAGUGAGGAUCAAAGGAUUGUGCUAACUAACAAAGGAAGACUUACUUUAAAAUCAGCUGAAAGGUCAGACACAGGUGUGUAUCACUGCAUUGCCUCUAACUACCUGGAUGUAGAUGUUCUUGCCUUCAGAGUCACUGUAUUGCCACCACACAUGAAAGAAGAAGAGGUCAAUGGAGUCCAGAUCUCCCAGAAUCUUGGUCAGAACUUACUUCUUGAUUGCAUUUCAUCCGGCAGCCCACAGGCUUCAGUUCAAUGGAUACUUCCUGAUCAGACAGUUUUAGACAAAUCUGUUGGAAAUAGAAAGCUCUACAAUAACGGUACCUUGGUGAUACAUGGACUGACAUCCCAAGACACAGGAUUUUACAGAUGCGUAGCUGCCAAUUAUUUAGGAGCAGAUUUGCUUGCUUCUCAAGUAAUGGUUUUGGAUGACUUGUCAAAAGGCAAAAAGCAGGGUAAGAUAAGGAAAUCUGGUGAAGUUGUACAAAUGAUGGAUGAUAGCCAAAAAAUUGGAAGCAGAUAUCACAGUGUUAGUGAAGAGUCAAGGAGGAUUACCUCAGGCAGACCAUACGCUUGGCUGCAGUCCCGAUUUCAUAAUGUGCCUGCAGGCAGAAGAGGCAAUGGAAGAGCACAAGUUAUGGCGAGACGCGUCUUAAAUAAAGCAACCCGGAAAGUAGAUUUGGAAAAAUUUGCCACUUUCGCUAAGAACUCUCGAAAUAAAGGAAGAACUAAGGAAACUUUAGAGAAGUCCAAAACACUUCAUGAUCUUUCUGAAGGCUCAGGGGAUGGUAUAUCUGAAGAUGAAUUGACUACUCAAACGCCUGAGGAUGUAAGCAAUUUUAAAACCAUCGGUAUUUCAUUUCCAGACAACAGUUUCCUGGAAGAAAAAGAAAAUAAUGCUAGUAAAACUUUUAGUAAAACAAAAGAGAAAUCAAGUUUGAUUACAAUCACAUCAUACCCGUAUUCUCAUUCUCAGACGCAUACCCCACCAAUAAUGACCAGUUACACUCCAAAUUAUUAUAAUGCUCAAAUGAAGGAUGAGCAAACCUUGAAUACAAGUAACUCAGAUGAGUUGUUAAACCAUAGUGAUGUAUUAAACCACACCAACAUAUAUGAGAGAAAAAUAAACAGACACUCAGGGCAGCCUGUUACUCUCAGACAUACUGUAACAGAAGUUACAGAUAGAAUUGAGCUUCUGUUCUCUGGAGACUCAGAAGAGUUUUCAACAGGGGCAGCACCAUUAUAUAAUGUUCAGAACACAAAUGUAACCCAUUUGGAACCUGAGAGUCAAACUAGAUUUACAGCGGUCACCACAACAGAGAAAGAGCAGGACGAGAUCACGUUUUACACCACUCAAAGAAUCAAGUCACCUCAUCUCCUUCCUGGAUCCACAAUCAUUUCAAAACACCAAAUCCAAAUCGUUCCUCCUAAAAAAAAGCAGUCAGGAAAGAGACGCAACUUUCCUGGCAGACGUAGGAUCAUUCGGCCCGGCAAAAUUUCGGACAUUCAGUCUAUACUUGAGAAAUAUAAACAUCUGUCUUUAAACAAAGAGGACAGUCUCACAUUUCCACACACUGCGCAACAAAUGCCAGCGAAUCAAAGCUUGGUCAAUUCUACAGCUGGUUAUCACAUUUCCACAGAAAAACUUGUUCUGACAACACCAGGUACACAUUUGUCAAACUCAGUAAAGCCUGUAACUGAUUCACAGAGGUCAGCAACUAUGGUUUACUCCAUAUUAAAAGAGUCCACUGCAUUUACAAAUUCUGUUAAGGAGAUUGAACUAACCAAAGAUGCCAUUGUGUUUCUAUCAACCCCUACCGCAACCACAAAGUCUCCUGAAAUCACACAAGAGAAUGUUCCAUUUCAAAGACAGUUUACACAGAAAUGGGAUCUUAAAGAAUCCCUCAGCAAGUUUCAAAACCCAUUUACGUUGUCAAAUUUAGAAGAGCAAAUGACAAGGUCCACAGCAACCCCUGAGAGGGCAUUAACUGCAGUGCCUUUUAAAGAUUUGCAGCCACAUAAAACAACCUUUCCUCCAGUGACAAAAGAUGACAUUCUAGAAACAUCAACUGAUGAUGCGUCAGGCUCUUUUUUCUAUUCAGAGCCAGAUACAUCUUUUAAAGUAAUACCUCUUUCAACUACAAGGUUUCCUGCUUUCCGUGAGCUGUCGACAACAACAGCAUCAAAAGCUUUGUCAGCCUCUCCAACAAUGAAAACUGAAUUGAAGAAAGACAUUAGAUUUUCAGGUUCACACACAAGAUUGUGGGGAAAUCAAAAGCCUAGUUUUGAAAGACGAGAUUUCAAGGGAAGAGGGCAGCUUAAAAAAAUAACACCUGGAACCCUUGUUAUUACUGAAGUCCCUGACCGAUCUCCAACCACCAAAUCCACCACUGCAGCAUCACAAAGUCAAAUCGGAGGUGAGGUAGUAGGACCUCUGUAUGAACCCAUUAGAGAAUCUUCAAAUAUUAAUACUGACUCAGAGGGUUGGAGGAACUCAGUUUUGUCUUCUACCAACUAUUUAGAAUUCAUCACUUCGACCACUCAACCAACUUCCACUUACAAAAGACCCACAGACAUUGGAGCCCACACCACACCACAAUUCCAAACCCAGAGUAACACCAAGAGAAUACCAGUGAAUGUAAAUAUGAUGAGUGUUCAGCCAACUGUAUAUGAUCAAACACACAAGGACUAUUUUGAGCGUAUGAGACUGAAUGCUUCAUCUGGUGUAAAAUCUAGUGAGAGAAGAGUAAGUUCAGACAAAAUGAUUGUUCAAACAGGAGAACAGUUGUACAAUCUCACCCCUUCUCCACGCAAUAGUGAUAUUGUCAGUUUAAAUGCGUAUGACAGCUCUACAAGGAAUGACUUCUCCAAUACAACUAGAUCUGAGUCAUCUAUUGCGGAUUUCAAUUACAAGCCAAGAAUAAUUGGUGGAAAAGCUGCUAGUUUUACUGUUCUGUCAAAUUCUGAUGCCUUCCUUCCAUGCAAUGUGACUGGCAAUCCUGAACCCACCAUCAGUUGGAGCAGAUUUUCUUCUACCACAGGUAAUAUGCUGAACAUCAAUGGUAAAAUGGGUAAAUUUGAGGUGUUGAAAAAUGGAACAUUGUCCAUCCAAAGAACAAACAUUAAAGAUCAAGGACAGUACAUAUGUUUUGCUGAGAAUGAGUAUGGUUCUGAUAAGCUUGUAGUUACAUUGUCAGUUCUGGCCUAUCCCACCCGUAUACUGGAACCAAAGAUAAGGGAAAUCAAGGUUCUUGCUGGGAAAACUGCUGAAGUUGAAUGCAAGACAGAGGGCAGACCAGUGCCAAUUGUGUCAUGGAUUUUGCCUGAUCGCACUGAAGUUAAGAGCCCAAACACUGUGCAUGGCAGAGUGGCAGUAACUUCAAGGGGGAUAUUGACUAUCCAAGAUGUGUCGAUUUUCGAUCGCGGACAUUACAAGUGUUUUGCAAGCAAUCCAGGCGGAACAGACACCGCCAUUGUUCGUCUACAAGUGGUGGCAGCACCCCCAGUAAUACUGGAAGAGAAACGCCAGCUGGUAAGAGCUGAUGUUGGGCAAAAUCUCUUGUUGCCCUGUACCAGUCAUGGUGACCCCCAACCUACUACACACUGGGUCCUUCAUGAUGGCACAAUCAUAUGGCCUCUCACUUCAUCACACACCAAGAUAUCUGUAUUUUUAAAUGGUACACUUUACCUGAGAAACGUAGCAAUAACUGAGAGUGGAAGAUAUGAGUGCAUUGUAACAAGCAGCACAGGAUCAGAGCAACGUGUGGUCAUGGUUUCUGUGAAGAGGAUAGAAACUGCCCCUCAGAUCAUUGACACAUCACAAGGAAAUAUUGACAUGGUAUAUGGUGGUCGUCUUCAGCUGAACUGCUCUGCAGUUGGGGAUCCAAAACCUCAUAUCAUUUGGAGGCUCCCUUCCAAAGCUCUUGUGGACCAGAUGCACAGAAUGGGAAGCCGCAUGAAGGUCUUUGAGAACGGUACUCUCAUCAUCGAAUCAGUCAAUGAGAAGGAUGCUGGAGAUUACCUCUGUGUUGCACGCAGCAAAGUCGGGGAUGAUGUACAGAUAAUGAGAGUUUCUGUAUCUAUGAAGCCAGCUCGGAUCGAAACAAACAUCUUCAGUAAGAAGCAAGUACUUUACGGCAAUGACCUGAAGGUGGACUGUGUGGCUGCUGGUGUCCCCAUCCCAGAUAUAUCUUGGGGCCUCCCUGAUGGUACCUUGCUGAAUAGUGCUAUGCAAUCAGAUGGUACUGGAGAAGUUCGGUCUAAGCGGUACACUGUGUUUAAUAAUGGAACGCUGUACCUCAAUAAAGUUGAAAUUGGUGAGGAGGGUGAUUAUACCUGUUAUGCCGAAAACAAACUUGGCAAGGACAAGAUGCACGUCCACAUAUCUGUAGUAACUGCAGUCCCUCGCAUUCAAACACCAAACUUUACAUAUGCCAAGGUGAAGCCAGGUACAAACGUCCGCUUCGACUGUAAGGCUAUAGGGGAGCCCAGGCCAAUGGUUUUUUGGAUGCUGCCAUCAAAAGAUAUAAUUGCUGCAUCUAAUGAGCGUUACUUAGUGCACACCAAUGGGUCUCUUGAUAUACGUGAUGUUAAAUUGGUCGAUGCCGGAGAGUAUGUUUGCAUGGCUCGUAAUGCAGCGGGUGAGGAAAAUAAAGUAUAUAAGCUGGACAUAGAUGGAAAUCCACCCAUCAUCAAUGGCUUCAAACAGAACAGAACUGUGAUGAAAGAUAUAGCCGUCAAGUACUCAAGAAAACUAAUAGACUGCAAGGCUGAAGGAUUUCCACCCCCAAAGAUCACAUGGAUCAUGCCGGACAAUAUAUUUCUAACAGCUCCGUAUUACGGAAGUCGGAUUAUCGUUCAUAGCAAUGGAACGCUAGAGAUUCGUAACGUUCGUCCAUCAGAUAGCGCAGAAUUUAUCUGUAUGGCACAAAAUGAUGGAGGGGAGGCGGUCAUGUUGGUUCAGCUGGAGGUAACUAACCUGCUCAUGAGACCCAUUUUUAAAAAUCCUUUUAAUGAGCGACUGGUGACUCGGGUGGGAAGAACUGCUGUGCUGAACUGUUCUGCCGAUGGGCAACCCACACCAGAAAUCAUCUGGAUACUACCCAAUAAAACUCGUUUCAGCGGAGGACCUGACAGCGGCUCAAGAUAUCACCUGGGUAAAGAUGGAACCUUUGUCAUUCAUAACUCCACCAAAGAAGAUGCCGGUAAAUAUCGCUGUGCAGCCAAAAACCAGGCAGGUUACAUUGAGAAGCUUAUUGUUUUUGAGGUGUUUCUUAAGCCUUAUAUUCUAACACGCCCGAGAGGGGUGAUCCGCUCUGUUUCUGGGGAACCCCUCUACCUCCAUUGUCUGACAGAUGGAAGCAAAGUCAGAAUUUCCUGGACAAUGCCAGCAGGUCACAUUCUCACCCGUCCCCAGGUGAAUAGACACUACAGUUUAUUAGAAAAUGGGACACUUGUUAUUCGAGAGACAACCGUUUAUGAUCGUGGGAACUACGUUUGCCGAGCGAAGAAUGAAGUUGGUGAGGCGGUUCUAAAUGUGCCUGUUAUAAUCAUGGGAUUUCCACCACGAAUCAUUAAUGGACCUCCGAUAACUGUGAGAGUAGUGACUGGAGUUCCUGUUCAUCUUCCAUGUGUUGCUAAUGGGAUACCAAAACCAGACAUAACCUGGGAGUUGCCAGAUAAGACUGUUCUCUCCACAUUGGAAAAUGGUCAACUACACCAUCCACAUGGGACACUUAUCAUUCAAAAUCCCACAAGAGCAGAUUCUGGAAAUUACAAGUGUACAGCAAUUAAUUAUCUCGGCAGAGAUACAAAAAUAACAUACAUGAUGGUCAUAUAAGGAACAGUUUGUAGGGUGAUGACAAUAGGCUCCCUAUGGAAUGUACCUGCUGUUGUAUGCAAAUCGUUUGUUAGCCAUAAUAACUUCACUACUGCUCUUCUAGACGCCCUUGAUUUGUGGUACUUUGAUCUAUCAGGUAGUAUUGCCUGGAUAGUAAUGCAGUAUGAUGGGGAAACUAAAAACCAUUAAGAAAUUAAAUCUUUGAAAUAUCCGUGUUUUAUUGGUCCUCCUGACAAGUUUAUAUUCAUGCUGAAUUAUAAAACUGCACAAAUUAUAACAUUGAAAAAAACUGCAUCAUAGAGAAUCAUUGUUCAUAUUGAAUCAGUAGCUGGGUUUCCAUCCAAACCUGAAGCGAAUCUUUUCAAAAUUCGCAAACAAAGAAAAACAAUCUAUGUGAAUUAGUUGCGUUUCCAUCAAGUUGUUCGAGCGAAUGACAGGGGCAUUGGUAAUCUAGUAACCAACAGUAAAUAAAACAAGGAACACUUGGAAAAUAGAGAAAGGACUGCAUGUAGUCACGAUGGGGCAAGUUAUAAAUUUACUAGCGGUGCAGCCUGUAAUUACCAAACUGAAUGCUGUGCACAAAAGAAGGAAUGCAGAAUUUUUGAUGCAGGCACUAGCAGCAAGGCCUGCAAAAUUGUUGCGACCACGUCAAGCCCAGGGUUCUAAAUUAACAUCCGCCAAAUGUGGGUUAAAAUUCCUUUUUGUGCGAAAAAGUCCAGGUGACGCGAAAAAUUCCAGGUGACGCCUCGCGAUUGAGUUAGCUUAUGAAAACAUGACGAAACUAAAGUAAGUUUCUAAAUAAUAAUGAUGAUCUUAUUUUGACUCGAUCAUAUUGGCUUCUGUGAUGGACAUCAGAAAUGUUUUGUGCAAAGCAGGGAAAGGGAAGCAGAAAGGAGAUGAGUUUAUGGGAGGUAAGACAAACUACAUCCUCACCCUGUUAGGUCUCAAACAUUAGAGGAAAAAUCACAGGAAAACCUCUUGUCAAGUCUAUAGAAUUGCAAUGUUGCUGAGUAAAUCAACAGAUGUACUGUAUGUGUUAUACUGUAUUGUUCUGUAUUUUCAGAUAUUUAAUAUUUAGUUUACUAAUAUUUAACUCUAGGACACUAUAUAAACAGUUAGCAGUAACUAUGAUUAAGAUUAUUUUAGUCUAGCAGUCAUAAAAUAUUGUAAAAAUAUUAUUGUAAAGAUAAAUUAUUAAUCAUUGUAUAAUGUAGAAAAUAUUUCUCUGCUGUGAUUAUUUCGAAACAUUUUAUGCAAUUUAUGCCUCUAAACAUGUUAAUAAUGUUAGGUAUGAUUUACAAUCAUACUUCAAUAUUUUUAAAUACAUAUUUAUCUUUUUCAGUACUGUUGCACUGUAGAAUAGUGGGUUAAGCAAAGGACAUUGUAUAGAAGUGUUGCACACUUUUUGCACAUAGCAGGCUUUCAA
Messenger RNA from Paramisgurnus dabryanus, 8886 nucleotides. RefSeq names its product immunoglobulin superfamily, member 10 (gene igsf10). NCBI's taxonomy places the organism in Eukaryota, Metazoa, Chordata, Actinopteri, Cypriniformes, Cobitidae. The record is from RefSeq and is a predicted model, not a curated record. Gene Ontology annotation, molecular function: protein binding.